Dromiciops gliroides (monito del monte) is the source of this 3356-nucleotide messenger RNA. It is a transcript of the gene ARL14EP, whose product is annotated as ADP ribosylation factor like GTPase 14 effector protein. The coding region runs from base 253 to 1026 and encodes 257 amino acids. The transcript is spliced from 4 exons. The record is from RefSeq and is a predicted model, not a curated record. Gene Ontology annotation, cellular component: intracellular membrane-bounded organelle. Lineage: Eukaryota; Metazoa; Chordata; Mammalia; Microbiotheria; Microbiotheriidae.
CUAGCCGGCUCGCCGCGUCCUUUCGCUGGUGGUGGGCGGUGCGUGCCGGUCGUGUUGCUAGUUGCUACGAGCGGAGCCGUUAUUUCAUGGCUGCAGCGGGCCAAGGGGCUGAGGUGCGGGGGACGGCGCGGCAGGAGCCUGGACGGGCGCCGGGCAAGGGUGUGAUCCUCAAUAGGACCUACUAGAGGCUACAGAAAAAAAACCUAGGCAGAAUAAAAAAAAACGGUGAAUAGGUUGUUCUAAGGAAGUAAGAUGGAUCCCUGUUCAGUUGGAGUUCAGCUUCGUGCUACCAAUGAAUGUCAUAAGACAUACUAUACUCGACACACUGGCUUCAAGACUUUGCAAGAAUUAUCAUCAAAUGAUGCUCUUUUGCUUCAGCUUAGAACCGGGAUGACACUCUCUGGAAACAAUACAAUUUGCUUCCACCAUGCAAAAAUUUACAUUGAUCGAUUUGAGGACUUGCAAAAGUCUUGUUGUGAUCCUUUUAACAUACACAAAAAGCUUGCAAAGAAAAAUUUGCAUGCAAUUGACUUAGAUGAUGCCACUUUCCUAAGUGCCAAGUUUGGAAGACAGCUUGUACCUGGUUGGAAGCUUUGUCCAAAAUGCACACAGAUAAUCAAUGGAAGUGUGGAUGUUGAAUCUGAAGAUCGCCAAAAAAGGAAAGCUGAUUCAGACGGAAGGACCGCCAAGGCUUUGCGGUCCUUGCAGUUUGCAAAUCCAGGAAAGCAAACUGAGUUUACUCCAGAAACUGGUAAGAGAGAAAAAAGAAGGCAAACUAAGGCAACCAAUUCAGACAGGCAAGUGAUACCACCAAAGAGCAAAGUCUAUGAUAGCCAGGGCCUCCUGAUACUCAGUGGGAUGGAUCUCUGUGACUGCCUUGAUGAAGAUUGCCUGGGGUGUUUCUACGCCUGUCCCAACUGUGGUUCUAACAAGUGUGGAGCCGAAUGCCGCUGUGACAGAAAAUGGCUUUAUGAGCAGAUUGAAAUAGAAGGAGGGGAGAUUAUUCAUAACAAGCAUGCUGGGUAAUUCGAAUGAGCUGAUCUGUUUCCUUGCAGCUCUAAAAUUCUACUGUAGAUAUAGUCAGAAUUCAAGCAUGAUAAACCAGUGACAAAAGAUUUGAAAAAAUGUUACAUUACAUAUGAGUGUUGUGUACUAGGUGUUUCAGAAUUUAUUGUUUUGUGUACAUUUUAGAUGGACUUUAAAUCAACUAGUUUAUUGUGGAUAAAUAAGCAAGCUGAGUAGUUGAACAGUGCUUGACUGUACAAAGAGAAUGGAUCUUUGUACAACUGUUAAAACCAUUCUGGCAUUAGUUACUAAUGAAUAAACAGGACAAAAUCUUCAAAGCACUUUAUCAGAUUACAUUCCCUUUGACUAAAGAAACAAAUGAUGAAAAUAGAUUUUUUUUUAAGACUACCCUAAGCAUUCUUACUCCUUUUUCUACCCAGCUUUUUGUCAGAUUGGAGGUUCUUGAUAGUUUUAAAUUUAAACUAUAGUCCAAUAAGUUCAAAACAGAUGUAGCUCACUUAAUUUAGCACUUUCUGGCCUUCUGAAUUGAGCUAAUAUUCUGUUAUGAUCUAGAUUCAACUCUUUACACCACUGCUGCUACCCCCCCCCCCUCCAAAUCUUUUUCAAAUUCAAGCCAAAUAAGCCUCUUCAAACAGAACCUUGGUUUCCUGCCCUUAUCAAGAAGUGUACUUACUGACUUUAAGAUUUGUGUUCAUACAAUCUUUCAAUAAGUCAACAGCAGUACUUUCCUUACGUGUAGACAAUAUUAGAUUUUUUUUUAAAAGAUCUAUUUCUCACAAUAGAACAGUAUGUAUGAAACCUCAAGUUCAUAAAUUGCCUUCAAAUUUGGAGUUGUGUUUCAAAUAUUAUUUAAACACAACAGUUUUUAAGUAGUUGGCAGUUUUUUUGUUUUUGAUUUUUUCUUAACACAUUUACUUGGGAGAUUACCUAAAAAGAACACUAUUACUGCUUUCAUGAGUUUCUUCUGCAGAUUUUGCUUUGAAGAGCCUGCCUUCCCAAGGAACUCUCCAUUGAAAGAGUUCUGUAAGAAUUGUAAAUCCUCCUAGUUUCCUGAAUGGUAAUUUGCAAGGCUAUUGAUUUGGUGAAUUUUUAAAUAAUGAAUCCACAAGUCCAUUUACGGUUUUUUGUUUAAUUUGAGCGUACUAAUUGAACCUUCAGGUCCUUUUUUGUUGUUGUUGCUGCUGCUAGAUUUUUCAGGGGACCUGACUUAAUACAGCAAAUGCUAAAACUGUAUAAAUCCUAGUUUCCGUUCUAUAUGUAUUGUAAUAGAGAAGUCAGUGUUAACAUGCUAAAAAGCUGAAUUGAAAUUAGAAAUGUAAGUAUCCAGAUUUUGUGUUUUCAGGUAACAUAUUUUGAUGUUGCUUGUUGAAUUGCACUUUUGCAUAAUUGGUUAAGUUGAAGUAUUGUUUUUUGUGGUUUUGUUUGACAUUCCACAGAUCUAGUAUCUGUUAAUAGCUGUGCUUCUGCAACAAAUAUACUGGUAGAAUCUAGUUGUAAUCUCCAAGUCCUUGAUGAGACUUUGUCUAUUAGGGCCCCACAGCCCAUACUUAAUUUUGCUCUGUUAAUGUGGGCAUGUUUGAGUUUGAUGGAAAAUACUUUUUAGUUAAUUGUGUUUGCAAGUCCUUUAUUCUGCUGAGCAUAGUGUUUAUAAAUAUAGGUACUGUGCCCAGAAGCAUAUCAAAUAUUAAAAUAUCUUCAAAAUGCUAUAUACUAACGUACCUUGGGAGGGGGAGGUAUUGAGAUCUUCCUAGUUGAAGGCUUCAGAAGACUUUUCAAUUCCAUGUGGAAACACUGAUAAUAGCUUUGGUAAUUCACAGAGAAAGGAAUUGCUUUGGAGGUUACAGCUAUUGUCCAGGAAGAUCUAAGUCAAAAUUGACUCACAUUUUGAGAUAGAAUUGUCUUCAUUAUCUCAUUAGUGCUGAUACUCUUUCCAACUAUAUAUGGAUUCUAGUCUUUCUAUCUUGUGUACUUUUUGUCUGUCUUCCUGUAGUAUCUAAGCUAUAGCUAUACCCUUAGGACAAAAGGAAUAAACACAGUGAUAGCAGCAUUUAUUUUGUCAUCAGUACUUUAGAUAUGUAAAACAUUUCCUUGGGCCCAACCCAGGGUGCUUGUCCCUUUGUAGCUGUUUUCUUUUAUAAUCAAAAUUUUUGCUUUAUAUAAAGUAACAAUGUUCCAGCUUAAUUUUGGCCAUAGCAUAACAUUCUGCCUUUGUAGAAAUUUUCUAGUUACUUUGUUAAUGGCAUUUUGUUCUGUUGUAAAAUUUGUGUAAUUUAUUUGGGUUUUGCUGACAGCUACUGGAAUUAAAAGAAAAUAAACCAAACUUCUCAUCA